Mandrillus leucophaeus (drill) is the source of this 1141-nucleotide messenger RNA. RefSeq names its product junctional sarcoplasmic reticulum protein 1 (gene JSRP1). Lineage: Eukaryota; Metazoa; Chordata; Mammalia; Primates; Cercopithecidae. Gene Ontology annotation, biological process: skeletal muscle contraction; regulation of ryanodine-sensitive calcium-release channel activity. Gene Ontology annotation, cellular component: sarcoplasmic reticulum. The transcript has 7 exons. The record is from RefSeq and is a predicted model, not a curated record. Bases 71 to 1066 code for a protein of 331 amino acids.
UCCUGUCCACAAGGCUCAGCAAAGCGGCUGGCGGCCUGGCCUGGGACCUGCUGCUGCUCCAGUCAUCUCCAUGGCAACCAGCGCCUGGGAGGAGCUAGAUGGCGGCCUGGGCAGCUGCCAGGCCCUGGAGGACCACUCUGCGCUGGCCGAGCCCCAGGAGGACAGGGCUCCAGCAACACCCAGGCUGGCCGACUCCGGCAGCCCGCCCCACGACUCUCAGGAGCCGGUGGCUGAAGGCUGCAGUGUGGACACCAGGCCCAAGAAGAUGGAAAAAGAACCUGCCGCCAGGGGGACCCCAGGAACGGGGAAGGAGAGGCUGAAAGCUGGAGCGAGCCCUCGGAGCGCCCCCGCGCGCAAGAAGGCGCAGACCGCGCCGCCCCCGCAGCCGCCGCCGCAACCCCCGGCCCUGAGCCAGGAGCUGCCCUGGGGAGACCUGUCGCUCAACAAGUGCCUGGUGCUCGCCUCGCUGGUGGCGCUGCUGGGCUCGGCUUUCCAGCUGUGCCGCGACGCCGUGGCUGGGGAGGCAGCAGUCCAAGCGCGUGCGCCCGAGCCCUGGGUCCCGCCAAGCUCAGCCCCGAGGGAGCCAUCGUCGCCCCUGCCUAAGUUCGAGGCCCAGGCGCCCCCAUCAGCGCUGCCUGCGCCCCGGACCAAGGCAGAGAUCAGACCCAAGAUUCCCGGGAGUCGGGAGGCUGCAGAGAAGGACGAAGAGGAGCCUGGCGAGGCCACCGGAGAGGCCGUCGGGGAGGACCGUGCGCCCCUCGCAGACCGGGGACCCAAGGAGAGGCCUCGGAGAGAGGGGAAACCGCGGAAGGAGAAGCCGCGGAAGGAGGAGAGGCCGAAGAAAGAGAGACCGCGGAAGGAGGAGAGGCCACGGGCCGCCAGGGAGCCCCGGGAAGCCCUGCCUCGGCGCUGGGAGUCACGCGAAGGGGGCCAUCGGCCGUGGGCACGGGACUCCAGGGACGCCGAGCCCAGGAAGAGGCAGGCCUGGGUCUCCCCGAGGCGUCCCGACGAGGAGGAGCGGCCUGGGAGUCGCCAGAAGCUCCGCGCAGGCAAGGGGCGGGACUAAGCCGGCCCGCGCCCGAGUCCAGGGACCCCUUCUCCACAACCCGCGACUCCGGCGAAAUAAAGCGAGGGCUGCGGC